AUGCAGGGAAAUCCUCGAUAUCUGUUCGAGUUUAUUCGGAACGGAUUCGACAUGAACGCUCUUACAUCGAAGACGUCGCAAAGUAGGAUGGAUUCUGAUAAGACUGUCAUCGAACUGUUGUCGAGCUUGGUCAAGACGGAAAGCGACUAUGUCAAUGGAAUGGUGAAGGAGAUGACAUCGCCAGCAAAUCGAGGAAGUGCAAAAGCAGCUGUAAACCUUAGUCCUGAGAAUCGGAAGGCUCUUUCGAACAUUUCUGGUAUCUUGGCCGACUGGAAUCGCUGUAUGCUUAGCUUUGUUCAAGAUAAUGUGGAGAAGAAGUUGAUCUGUGAUCAGCAUUGUGAGGUGGUGUUUGAUCAAGCGAUCUCGCCGGUUCAUAUGGUUCGAGUCUCUGCUGUUUCGACAGAAGUGAGGACUGCUUGGGUUGUUGUAUUGUGGAAGAUUUCAAUAUGA
This is a messenger RNA of Ostertagia ostertagi, 450 nucleotides long. The record is from the annotation of a GenBank genome assembly. Lineage: Eukaryota; Metazoa; Nematoda; Chromadorea; Rhabditida; Trichostrongylidae.